Messenger RNA from Geodia barretti, 1764 nucleotides. NCBI's taxonomy places the organism in Eukaryota, Metazoa, Porifera, Demospongiae, Tetractinellida, Geodiidae. The record is from the annotation of a GenBank genome assembly.
AAUCGAGGAAGCAAAGCACAGGACAAUGCCCCAGAUAACCUUUUAGAUCCACGCCUAGCGUUGAAAACACAUUUCGGAUAUGACGACUUCCGCGAAGGGCAGCGUGAGGUAGUUGAGAAACUUCUAUCCGGUAAGAGUCUGCUCGGCGCGUUUCCAACCGCGUUUGGUAAAUCCAUCUGUUAUCAGUUGCCGGGUCUGAUGUUACCGGGGCUUACGGUGAUUAUUUCGCCGUUAAUCUCGUUGAUGAAAGAUCAGGUGGAUACCUUGCGAGAGAAGGGAAUUAACUCCAUAGGCUUACUGAAUAGCAGCUUGACCCUUGAAGAAUAUCAACAGGAAUUGAAACGAUUAGUGGACGGUGAAGUUAAGCUGUUGUAUGUGUCGCCAGAACGGUUUCGGAGCCGUCGAUUCCUAAAUACCUUAAAAUCCCAUAAGAUUUCGCUGUUCGUGGUUGAUGAGGCACACUGCAUCUCUCAGUGGGGACACGAUUUCCGACCGGACUAUCUCGCGCUUCGGACUGCUAUCCAAGGGGUGAAGCCCUAUUCAGUCGCGCUGUUCACAGCGACCGCAACGCCGGAGGUGCGGGAGGACAUCGUAAACCAACUCCAAGUCGAGAAGUGCGAAACCUUAAUCCAGAGCGUGGAGCGUCCCAACCUAAAGUUCAGUGUCUGCGAGGUGCCGGGCGAACCGGAGAAGUAUCAGUUACUUACAAAACAGUUGGAACAGCUCACCGGGAAAGGAAUUGUGUAUGCCGGCACUCGGCGGCAGACUGAGGAGAGUUGCGGAACAUCUCAAGAAAGCAGGGAUACCGGGUGCGAUUUCUAUCAUGGUGCUAGCGAGGAAUCGGAACGGACGCGAGUGCAAGAUGCGUUUUUCGACGAUACAGCAGCGGGGAUCGAAAUCGUGGUUGCGACUAACGCAUUCGGGAUGGGGAUUGAUAAGCCCGAUAUCCGAUAUGUUAUCCAUUGGACAAUCGCGGGUUCGCUUGAACAUUACUAUCAGGAAGCGGGACGCGCGGGGCGGGAUGGUAAGGAUUCAGAGUGUAUCCUGUUCUUCUGUUCAGGCGACCGGCGUCUGCACGAACAUUUUAUGGAGGAGAGUGCACCGAACAAGCCAGACCUCUUAAAGCUGCUAAAACGGAUCGAGGACUCGCCAUCGGUCAACAAGUUCCGGUUGGUCAAAGUGCAGGCGAUGGAAUCCGUAAGCGAAAUUGAUGAGAGCAAAAUUCGGGUGGGGAUUAGUUAUCUCGAAAAACUCGGUUUCCUCCAAAGGAUGUAUAAUAUUCCAUCGAGUAUAUCCGUGAAUCUUAUCAAGGAUUCAAACGGCGAGUCGAGGGUACUGGACAACUUACAAGAUCGGUCAGAAAUCCAACUCAUAGAUUUCUGCCGAGAAUAUAACUUAUAUCCGAAUGAAUUGAUAGAGGAGUUGACCGACCUGCAAAGCGAUGGGCAUCUAAGAUACUCCGGGGCAGAGGAUACGAUGCUAAUUGAGUUGUAUCAUGGGAGCAAACUGUUUGAGAAUAUCACUGAGGAGAAGAUAGGGGAGAAGCAGUAUAUCCAAAACAAGCGAUAUCAACUCGACCAGAUGAUUCUCUAUGCGAGAACGGAUCAGUGCCGCGGUCAGGUGGUACGCCAGUAUUUCGGGGAACGUGUUGAUAGCGAUUAUCGCUGCAACAUCUGUGACAUUUGCGAUCCAAGCCUCCUCAGUGUCUACAAUUCGCUUAUUGAAGAAGUUACCAGUGGUGGACAUCAGAGCGUGGCACCCUAG